Molecule: messenger RNA, 207 nt
Organism: Fusarium proliferatum ET1
Lineage: Eukaryota; Fungi; Ascomycota; Sordariomycetes; Hypocreales; Nectriaceae
Exons: 1
Coding region: 1-207 (68 amino acids)
Source: RefSeq, a predicted model, not a curated record
AUGUGUAUCAAGGUGCAAAGAAAGUAUUCCUGCAGAAAAUGCUACCUUCACCUCAAGGAUGAAUGGGACGACAUUGCCUGUGCUAAGGCGAGGGAGAAGGGUGGUGCCAUCGGCGCUUGCGGGAACCCGGUGUCAGUCCAGAGGAAGGAGAUAGAAUCCAUAUGUGACGAGUGCUUGAAGAAGCAGAAGAAGAAGCGAGGUUAUUAA